AGACGACACCCUGCAGCUCUCUGAACUCCAAGAUCUCCAGAAAGUCGACCACCACUCCAACAUCAGGCACCACGUAGUGGGUCAAAUCUCCAGGCAGCACCUUUCCAUCUGAUAGAUGAAGUCACGCUCGGUGGACCACAGUGGGACCUGAUUCCAGAAAAAUAUGUGUUGAACAUGCUGGUGUUGAUGAUGUGUUGAGCUCACACUGAGAGAAAAUCAACAGAACAGCCCUGCAGAUCUGCUGAAUAUGUACGAAGGCGGCGGUGAGGCGGGGUUCCUCCUCUCGCUGCCUGCGCUGCUCUUCGGCUGCGCGGUGGAGAGGCUGCAGCAGAGCAGCAGAGACUCACUGAGCUCAAGUUGGCAACUACACCGACUCGGAUGCUGAGGACUUUACUCAUGUUUCCACAUCGACAUUUUUUUUAAAAAAGCAUUUAUUUUCUUCAGGCAGCUCGUCUGACAGCAGAUUUAUUUACAUUUAGCGCAAUAGAAUGAACUUUAUUUAGGACGCAACGCUCCUGCAGGCGUCCUGAGGUCCAGUCCCACCGUCGUCAUCCACUGGGGGUCUUUUCCUUGUGAUAAAGCUCAAUUUCACGGCAGAUUAUCAUCCAUCACACUCAUUCUAGCUCAAGGACGGAGGGACGAGGACGAUGGGGGCCGGUGGGGUUUCCCCCCAAGCCCUGCUGUGGCUCAGCCUGCUCGGUUUGAUGGCACUGGCGUCGACACUCAACCCGGACGACCCAAACGUGUGCAGCCACUGGGAGAGCUACGCGGUGACGGUGCAGGAGUCGUACGCUCACCCGUUCGACCAGGUCUACUACACCCGCUGCACCGACAUCCUCAACUGGUUCAAAUGCACCAGACACAGGAUCAGCUACAAGACGGCGUACCGGAGAGGCGUGAGGACGAUGUACAGACGGCGCUCUCAGUGCUGCCCCGGCUUCUACGAGAGUGGAAACCUGUGUGUUCCGUUGUGUACUGAAGAGUGUGCCCACGGACGGUGCGUCUCUCCUGAUACCUGCCAGUGUGAGCCGGGCUGGGGAGGACUGGACUGCUCCAGCGGCUGUGAGAGUGACUUCUGGGGGCCCCACUGCACCAACAAGUGUCAGUGCCGGAACGGGGCCAAAUGUAACCCGAUCACCGGAGCCUGCGUCUGCACCGACGGUUACCAGGGCUGGCGCUGCGAGGAGCCCUGCGACGCCGGCUUCUACGGCAAGGACUGCAUGCUGGAGUGUCAGUGCCUCAACGGCGCCACCUGCCACCAUCAGACCGGCGAGUGUCUGUGUGCGCCCGGAUACACCGGAGCCUUCUGUGAGGAGCCUUGUCCUCCUGGUAAACAUGGCUCCCUGUGCGAGCAGCGCUGUCCCUGUCAGAACGGAGGAGUGUGUCAUCACGUCACCGGGGAGUGCUCCUGUCCCGCCGGCUGGGUGGGUCCGGUCUGUGCGCAGCCGUGUUCGUUCGGUUCGUUCGGCAUCAACUGCUCUCAGGAGUGCACGUGUCGGAACGGAGGCCUGUGCGACCACAUCAGCGGUCAGUGCCAGUGCACCGCCGGAUACAUCGGAGAGAGAUGCCAGGAUGAAUGCCCGGUCGGCACCUACGGGCCGCAGUGCGCCCACAAGUGUGACUGUCAGAACGGGGCCAAGUGCUACCACAUCAACGGGGCCUGUCUGUGCAACGAGGGCUUUAAGGGCCCCAGCUGCCAGGACCGCUUCUGUCCCGCCGGCCUGUACGGACUCAUCUGUGACAAAUACUGCCCCUGCAAAACUGCAAACACACUCAGCUGUCACCCUCUGUCAGGAGAGUGCACCUGUGCAGCGGGAUGGGCGGGGCUUUACUGUAACGAGACGUGUCCGGCAGGUUACUACGGCGAGGGCUGCAGGGAGCUGUGCAGCUGCGCCAACGGAGCCGACUGCGACGGCGUCACUGGAGCUUGUGUGUGCGCGCCGGGAUUCAUAGGGGACGACUGCUCCAUCAGCUGUCCGGCGGGUCUCUACGGGACCAACUGCACCUCCUCCUGCUCCUGCCGCAACGAGAUCUCCUGCUCGCACAUCGACGGCUCCUGCAUCUGCAAAGAAGGCUGGCAGAGUGUGGACUGCUCCAUCCCGUGCUCCAGCGGUACCUGGGGACUGAGCUGCAACCAGACGUGUCAGUGUGCCAACGGGGCGGCCUGCGACCCGGUCAACGGGACCUGCACCUGCUCCCCGGGCUGGAGGGAGGAAUACUGCGACGUGCCGUGUCCUGAGGGCUCGUACGGGCCGGACUGCAGAGAGAGAUGUGACUGUCUCAACUCUGACGGCUGUGAUCCAGUGGCCGGAAUCUGCCGCUGCCUCGCGGGUUGGACAGGUGUGCAUUGCGACAGUGUGUGUGAGGAGGGACGCUGGGGACCGAACUGCUCCUACAGCUGCACCUGUGAGAACGGAGGCUCCUGCUCCCCGGAGGACGGCACCUGUGUGUGCACGCCUGGAUACCGAGGCACCAACUGCAGACGGACUUGUUCUCCUGGUUUCUACGGUCAGCGCUGCAGCCAGUCGUGUCCUCAGUGCGUCCACAGCGACGGCGCGUGUCACCACGUCACCGGACACUGCGAGUGUCUCUCCGGCUUCUUCGGCUCGCUCUGUAAUCAAGUGUGUCCCAGUGGGAAGUUUGGUAAAGCCUGUUCUGAGCCGUGUGUUUGCACCAACAACGGCACCUGUAACCCGAUCGACGGCUCGUGUCAGUGCUACCCGGGAUGGAUCAGCGAGGACUGCUCCAAACCGUGUCCUCCGGGCUCGUGGGGUCCAGACUGCAUCCACACAUGUAACUGUCACAACGGAGCCCAGUGCAGCGCAGCAGACGGGGAGUGUGACUGCAGCCCAGGAUGGACGGGACUCUACUGUACACAACGAUGUCCUUCAGGCUUCUACGGCUCUCAGUGUGCUGAGGUGUGUCGCUGUCAGAACGGGGCCGACUGCGACCACAUCAGCGGUCAGUGUUCCUGCAGGACGGGCUUCAUCGGACAGAGCUGUGAGCUCAAGUGUCCGGCGGGGACGUUUGGUUACGGCUGCCAGCAGCUGUGUGAGUGUAUGAACAACGCCACCUGCGACUACGUGACGGGAACCUGCUACUGCAGCAUCGGCUUCAAAGGCAUCCGCUGCGACCAGGCGGCUCUGAUGAUGGAAGAACUGAACCCGUACACAAAGAUCAGUCCCGCUCUGGCGUCGGAGCGCCAGUCGGCCGGCGCCGUGCUGGGCAUCAUCUUCCUGCUGCUGCUCAUCAUGGCCAUGCUCAGUCUGGUGAUCUGGUUCCGCUAUCGGCAGAGAGAGAAAGGUCACCACGUGCCGAGCGUCACCUACACGCCCGCCCUGCACAUCAACUCCACCGACUACUCCCUCUCAGGGCUGCAGUGCACUGGCCUGCUCUCCUCUGCAGACUCCUCUCCCAGCAACAGCACCGUGGGACACUGCUUCUCCAACCCCAGCUACCGCACCCUCGGGCCCUGCACCUACGCCGCUCACUACGCCAAGCCGGACAAGAGGAGCUCCGCCAAGAGUCCACUGAGAGCAGAUCAGAAAAACAGGGAGGCCUCGAAUGGAGUUAGAGAGAAAAGCCAGCCUGACUCAGACGAAGGCCUGGUACACUCUGCAGAGGAGAUGAAGACAAAGAAGCGGCACAGGAACAGUGCUCCAGAGUGGGGAGCGUACUGUAACCUCGGUGACCUGGGUGUCUACUGCAUCGACCGGCGUUACAGUUACCACGUGGAGCCGCGCUACAGAGACUACAUGAAGGGCUCCUUGUCCAGCACCUGCUCCCUCAACAGUGAGAACCCAUACGCCACCAUCAACGACCCGCCUGCGCUGUGUAAACACUCAGAGAGCAGCUAUGUGGAGAUGAAAUCACCGGCUCACCACGAACACAUGACACACUGCUGCUCCGCCGCCAUCAUCACCACCACCACUACCACCACCGCACCGGCCAAGAACGUCUACGACAUGGAACCGACCAUCAGUAUCGUCCAGGGAGCCAGUGGUAUGGUGGUUCCCAGUUACUCCCAGAACCCGUACGACCUUCCCAGGAACAGCCACAUCCCGAGCCACUACGACCUGCUGCCUGUCCGCCCGAGCCCCUCUCACAGCCACAGCCUCACCCUGCACAGCCACAGCCCCCCACUGCCCGGCAGCCCCACCAGCUCACUGCUCUAGACCGGCCAGCACCAAGACUGGGCGCUGGACGAGUGCUCCCAUUUCAUCCAGAACCAGGAAACUGAACUUUUUUUUUUUUCUUUUAAAUCACUGAGUGCAGAUGAACAUUCACAGGACACAAGGAGAUGUUCUGUUUGAACCAUUAUUUAUUUAUUUGUGUGUAUGUGUGUGUGAAAGAGGUGAGAGUCUUGUUCAUGCAGCGAUCAGAUCGCUGCGCUGCUGUUUGAUAUUUUAUCACUGUAUUAUAUCCAAACUGUUUUGAGCUGUUUCUGUGCCAGUCAAUACUACAUAUUUGUGUUGUAUUGUAAAUUCCCGAUCAUCAACAAAAAUUUCAUUAGAGGGAAUAUACACGUUCAUAUGCACACAAGUAUACCUUUUUUUCUGGUAUGCAGAUCUCUUUGUCUUUUUUGAUACGUCCCAGGUCAGAAGAUGGAAAGUCGAGGACGAUAGGAGAAGAAAAGCAAAGUGACUGAGCUACUCAUGUAAAUUUUUUCUGAGUGAGACUGUUUCUUAAAACUGAAAACUGAAUGUGUGCCAAGGACAAGACUGAGGCCCACUUCACACCUGGAUUGACUGGUUCUACAGAACUUGUACAAAGAAGAAGCAGCAUCAUGUCGGCAUUAUUGCCUGCAGUGUAACAAACUUGUCUGCAGAAACGGUGCUCAAUACUCCGAUAAACUCCCAACAAAAGGAAACAUAUGUAAGAAAUGCACACAAACCGCAGUCUGGUCAGAUUUUCAGUACCUGUAUAGUUCUGGUAUUUUUACACAUUGUUUCUUAUUUCCUGUUUACAUAUUUAAAGAUCCUGCCGGGGAUCCAUAUUUUCUCUCUGAAAAGUUAUCUUUUUGUAUGUACUGUAGGCAAAGUGGUGUAUCAGCUGUACACUUACUGUACACUAGUGAUUAUUACUGUAAUUUUCUUUAGUUGUGUCAAGCUUAAUACACAUGCAUGCCAAAGAUUAUUCAAGAUAUUAUAGUUAGCCAGGAAUCCCCUUAUUAUGUCCUUUGGUGCAAACCAUUAAUUGUCAUCUGGCUGUCUCAACAUGGAAACAACUUCAGUCUGAAACAUGAUUAACAGUUAUUUUCAUCAUCUUCUGAUUAUUCUUUCAAUUUAUCGAUUAAUCAUGUUGCCGAUAAAAUGUCAUAAAACAGUGAAACAUGUCUGUUCACCCUGCGGCUACACGGCAGCUUCACUCCUCAGGCUGUGAAACUCCACCAGCCUACACAGCAGCUUCACUCCUCAGGCUGUGAAACUCCACCAGCCUACACAGCAGCUUCACUCCUCAGGCUGUGAAACUCCACCAGACUACACAGCAGCUUCACUCCUCAGGCUGUGCGACUCCACCAGACUACACAGCAGCUUCACUCCUCAGGCUGUGAAACUCCACCAGACUACACAGCAGCUUCACUCCUCAGGCUGUGCGACUCCUGAGCUCAUCCACAUGAAUAUACAAACUUUAUUUUUAUGACUUUAUUAGUCCAUGUAGGUAUUUUCUGUUUUUGUGAGUAGCGUGUAGGGAAGACACAACUUAAUUUCAUUGAAAACAAAAGGAAACAAAUAAAUAUUGAACCCUAAAUUUAGUCUAUAACCCAAAGGAAGUUUAUUAUAGUUAGCCAGGAAUUCCCUUAUUAUGUUCUGUGGUGCAAACCGUUAAUUGUCAGCUGGCUGUCUCAACAUGGAAACAACUUCAAUCUGAAACAUUAACAGUUAUUUUCAUCAUCUUCUAAUUAUUCAUUCAAUUUAUCAUGUUGCCCAUAAAUUGCCAUAAACAGUGAAACAUCUCUGUUCACCCUGAGGCCGUCUGACAAACGAUACAGAAGUAACUGCUGCCGUACCACCAGGCUAUACAGCAGCUUCACUCCUCAGGCUGUGAGCUCAUCCACAUUAAUAUACAAACUUUAUUUUUAUUACUUUAUUAGUCCAUCUAGGUCUUUUUCUGUUUUUGUGAGUAGCAUGUAGGGAAAACAAACUUCAUUUAAUUUAAUACAAAAUGAAAUCAUUAAAUGAAUAUUGAACCCUAAAUAAAAAUCACCAUAGACAAAGUGGAAGAACGUAAUUUAGUCUAAAACCCAAAGGAAGUCAGUUAUUGUCACACGAAGGAUUAAUUGAUUAUCAGCAGGGCUGGGAAUCAAACUUCAAUACCGAUCAAGUUGCCUGGAUACUCUACUAUACAAUACCAAAUUUCAGCAUCUAUGGAGUUAAACAUAGAUAUAGAUCUAUGUCUCACUGUUUCAGCUCUUCUUGUUACAACAAAGUCAAAAGUGGAAGCACCUCUGAUGAAAAGCCUGAUAAUGGUGAAAAAGUUCUGUGUUUAAACUUUUAAAUUCACUUCACUUUAACUCUGUCUAAACAGGAUUUUGUGUAUUUUUGCUCCCAAACACAAUGAAAACGUGUUUCUAAUCUUAUUGUAGCCCCUAUUAUGUCAUAUUAAAUAGAGCUGACAUGUUUGAUAUCCAGCUUGAUUCAGUGACGCACAGAUCAGUUUUGUUGAAGAUGUUGAUGAUUUCACUUGUCAAACAGCAAUAACAGGACAUGUUGACAAUCAGAUGUAAGCAGCUUUGUUCUCCCAUGUUUAGUUUCCUGCUUUUCCGUCUGCUCUGACUUUCUCUUGCUUGUCUUUCCUUCAGCUUUGAUCCAAAUGGUAGUUUCAGCUACAGUAGAUGUAACAAGUGCUGCUUGUUAGUUAUUUUUGUUUCAAGCCCUAAACUAAAUAAAGUUGUCAUAGCUCA
Acanthopagrus latus (yellowfin seabream) is the source of this 6904-nucleotide messenger RNA. RefSeq names its product multiple epidermal growth factor-like domains protein 11. The transcript has 30 exons. Gene Ontology annotation, molecular function: protein binding. The record is from RefSeq and is a predicted model, not a curated record. NCBI's taxonomy places the organism in Eukaryota, Metazoa, Chordata, Actinopteri, Spariformes, Sparidae. Bases 648 to 4175 code for a protein of 1175 amino acids. Gene Ontology annotation, cellular component: membrane.